Messenger RNA from Dendronephthya gigantea, 2421 nucleotides. RefSeq names its product glycine-rich RNA-binding protein 1-like. The transcript has 4 exons. Bases 1634 to 2206 code for a protein of 190 amino acids. NCBI's taxonomy places the organism in Eukaryota, Metazoa, Cnidaria, Anthozoa, Malacalcyonacea, Nephtheidae. Gene Ontology annotation, molecular function: RNA binding. The record is from RefSeq and is a predicted model, not a curated record.
CUACCUAUUUUACUUAUCAAAUUUACAAACGAUUUUUCAAAUUUUUUCUUGAAAAAUAUUUGUGACCUGUUUCCACAAGAUUGUUUUUAAACUAAUUGAUUAAAACAACUUUGUUACCAGUUUAAACCAUUGGCGAAAGGCUUGCUUCAAAAUCUUUUAAAUUACCUUUACUGAAACAGAAUAUCAUUUAAACAACGACUAGAAUGUGGACAUUUUAUUCCGUGAGUAUUUCGUGAGCUAUUUGAACUUUCUGGGAACUUGUCAACGAAUAAUGUGCUAAAAACCGGUAGAACCGGAUAAACAGGUCGAUGACCAGUUGGAAUUUGUUCUGUUCUCAUCAAGUGAUCUACUGUUGUGCUUGUCUAAAUGUAUUUUGUAACAGCGUCUGCAUUUGCGAAAUUUUCUUUUACAUUCAACUUUGAGCGUCUGCUUAAUGACCAUCCUAAAUAGAUUGCCGGAAUCUGUACCAUUAGGACUCCUCCGACUCGACUGAAUCGGAAAAACAGGUAGUAUAAGACUUUAAGCAGAUUUGCAGCCAAAAUCCCAAGUCAGUUUUCAAAGUAAAGUCGUGAGUUAUGCACACUAUUAAAUGCACACUAGGAAAUGUUCAUGUGAAUAAGAAAUUCCAUAGACGUCUAGAUCAGAAUUCAGGAGAAAUGAAAUAGUUUAGAACUGGAAUUGGGCGCACAGUUUAGAUCUUUUUCGGUUUUGUGAAAAAUUGAAAAAAAUUGGGGAGAUAUAUGUAAUGGACAAAUAUUUAGUAAGUCAUCCACUUCAUCAGAUGAAUCUGAUAAAUGGUCUAUGAGAGUAAAAAAAUCUUCACUUCGCGCAAGUGAAGACGCCCUUUGACCCUGGCAUCCUGCAACUAGACAACCGAAUAUUUACAACCAUAGUUCGUCGUUCGCCGUGGUAUGUUUGUAGUUUCCCGCUUUUUCAGCGUUUUUUCAAUGUUUCGCGGGAGACAAGCCUUUGAAGAACCAUUCGCGGCCGUCACUUUAGUUACGGCAUCACAAAUCUGCGCUAAGUGUCCAACGAGUGAAAUGAAUUUAUUGCGGUUGAAAUAUUUCAUGUAAAAUCACGCGACAACCAAAAGAAGGGAUUAAGAGAGGUAAAGCUGCUUUUCGCUUUGUUGGGAGAGGAAUGUUUUGUUUGAGUCUCGAAUACUAAUGGCUCCAGUGAGUAGGCGUGAGAGAUCGUAAAUAUUCGUGUCUCCGACAUGGUGUUUACAUGACAUGCAAGGAGGUUUUCCUAUUUUUGCAAACGGUGAUGGCCCUAAUAUCGCACAAAGGUUCAAAAUCACAGACUUUUUUCACAGUUCAACCCGUUGCGAGACAAUUUGUUUGAAAAAUUGGCAACGCCAAGUCGCCAACGCCCUAUGGACUCAUAUAGGGAACGCCCACGGCGUUAAUUAAACGUAAUAAACUGACGAUAUAAAAUUCCUUUCAGGUAAAGAAAUUUUAAAGAUGGAGGAUACAAGAAGUUUUCCUUUGGGAAUGGAAACACGCAGAAUUUUCGUCAAUCGUCGUGCAUCUCGGUAUAGCCACGUGACUUGUUUCUACAAUUCUCGUUCUUCUCGCCGCGAAAGGAAAGAAGCAUUUGGUUUGGCGUGUACGUUGAACAAAAAACACAAAAAAUGGGCGAAAGUUGUAAACUUUUCUUCGGAAAUGUUUCCUUCGAUUCUUCUGAAGACGACCUAAGAGAAAUGUGUGAAAAACAUGGUACAGUUGAAGAUGUUGUGAUUGUGAAGGAUAGGGAAACUGGCAAGUCCCGAGGUUUUGGGUUUGUUACAUUUACAAAUGCUGAUGAUGCAAAAAGUGCAAAAGAAGCUCUAAAUGACCGGGAAUUACAUGGCCGCAAGGUUAAUGUAAAUGAUGCAAAGCCACGUAGUGAUGGUGGAGGAGGAGGUGGUGGAGGUAGAAGUUUUGGUGGUGGUGGAGGCCGUGGACGUGGUCGAGGUGGACGUGGUGGUGGAGGGGGAGGUAGAGGAGGUGGACGUUAUGGUGGUGGUGGUUAUGGAGGUGGCGGAGGAGGCUAUGGAAGUGGUGGAGGAGGCUAUGGUGGUGGUGGUGGUGGUAAUUAUGGUGGUGGCGGUGGUUAUGGUGGAGGUAGUUAUGGUGCAGGUGGUGGUCGUGGUGGUUAUGCUGGUGACAGCUAUGGUGAUGGAAGCUAUAAUUAUGGUAGUGGAGGAGGCCAAUAUAACUAUUAAUAGGCCUAUGAUGACUGAAUGCCUGUUCAAAUGUCUGAGAAUAUUGAUCCGGAUUUGUUACAUAAUUGGUUUGUCCAGUCCUAUACAAGAUUUGAAGCACAUUGAACUUAGGUGGUUUGAAAGUCUGGCAGAGAACGAUGUCUAUAUCUUUUUUUUAUUUUAAUCUAAAUUGUUUCUGUUAAUAUUGUCCGAUUAAAGAUUGUCUUUUAGUUGUA